GCAUGAAACGUCAAAAGCAAAGUGUUCGUAUUUGUCAUGGGAUAUGAGCAAUAAAUAACAUGUAGCAUCCAGAUGGUGAAUAAAUAAAUGUAUUAUUACUCCCGCGUGUUGUAUAAGUUACUUCAAUACUGACAUAAUAUCUCGUACUAAUUAUUGUGGAAGAAGGGGAAAGGAAUUUUAUUGUGGGAGAGACAUUGUGCUCAAGAUGGCUGACACUUGUUGGUUGUUGUAUGAUGUACGACUUUGUAUUUGUUUUUGAUAACGUGCCUUUUAUAUCGUAUUAGUGAUGGAUUUGUGGCUGUCCACGUGUGAAAUUUGAUAUGUCAUGUGCGGUUAAUAUUUUAAUUUCAUUUGGAUAAGUCGUGAGUAGUGACUAGUGAGUGAAGUGAAGUGAUUUUUAUGUCUUUCAAUUGGAAAUGUUUGAAUUGCAUCGGUAAAAUUAUAAUAUAAAUACCAUGGAUAAUUCAUCUUCGGGGUUAGCAGAAAGGCCGACUGGGGGCAGUGGUGUCGCGAACGGCCCGUCUCUGCGCAGGACCCCGAGUUCGAGACCAGUUUCGGUGAAUCCACAGGUGGACGGUGGUAGCGGAGUCACAGUUCAGCCUCACCACAUUCCGGCUGUGACUGUCAUAGUUUAUAAGGAUGAAACUGGCUAUGGAAUGAAAGUGUCUGGGGAUAAACCUGUGUAUGUGCAGUCAGUAAAGGAAGGUGGCGCAGCGGAGAGGGCAGGCUUGCACAGUGGUGAUAAAAUAAUCAAGGUGAACGGUGUUAAUGUAAUGCAGUCGACGCACACGGAAGUGGUGGGCCUCAUCAAAUCCUCGACGCAGGUGGUACUGACAGUGCAACAGAGGCCCGUGCACAGUCAGCAGCGACCCACGAGCACCGGGAUGACGUCCCCCAGUCUCCACGCCCGCCCGCUCCAUCAUCACCAUUCAGCACCCGCGAGGGCCACAGACCGUAUCACGAGCCCCCUGCCAGUCGAUCACGAGAAGCUACGGCAACUGGAGUGUCAGCGUGUCCACACACUGCGCCUCAUGCUCGAGAAGGAACAGCGAUACGUGGAAGCCCUGAGGAGCGAACUCGCCAAGUCGAACGAGCCGAAGCUGCAUCAGGAGCUGACGGGGGCAGAGCGCAGAGUACGGACGCUGCAAGAUCAGCUCGUCAGUCUGACGAUGAACGCGGAGCACGAGUAUUCCUUUACCGUUCACUUCCAUCCUUCAGAAGGUAACCUUGACCACCAGGAGCCACCAGAGGUUCCUCCACCUUUACCUUCUCGGAACCGUCCUCUGGUGUCCCCUGUUCAAACACCUGGCGCUCCGCCUCCAUUACCCCCACGCCACUACUGCCCUCACUUGCAAUGUGCUGAUGGUGGUGAGUCUUUGGGCGUAGAGAGCCUCCAUAACGCGCAUUUGUCGCCGACUAACCACUAUACUGCGAGUCCUCAAGUGUCAGCCCUUCACACGCACCACAGAACCAAGUCGAGCCCCGAUCCACUGAACAUGCAUAACAUGUCUCUGGCAGAAGCUUCUAGACGUUUGAUUGCAUCUGAAUCAAUGUCAGACUUGUCAUGUGGUCCUAAGCGAGUGACAGCAGGAAGCACUUGGGAUGUGGAUUCUCCAAGAGUUACCCCUCCAGGCACACCACCCCCCCCAUAUGGAGGGGGCAGCAGCAUUCUUAGCGAAGGACCAGAAACCGUUUCUCACAUUGAAGAAGAUGCCGCUACUCCUGAUGAGCAUGGUGGUGGAGAUGCAACUUCACCGGAGGUGUCACCCCUCAGGACAAGUUGUGGUUCAUGUACAAAUACAGCUACUAUGCAGCAGCAGCCAAUCAUUUCGAUGGAGGAGGAUGAGAUGUCUGACCAAGAAGUUGGGCAGUUGGAAGACCAUGGGCCAUUCAAAAGCCUUUCCAAGCUGUGGGAACAUAACGCACAUCUAGCAGUGUUCAUGAACUACGUCAUAUCAAACAGUGAUCCAUCAAGUUUGUUGUUUUAUUUGAUAACUGACCUGUACAAAGAAGGGAACGCCAAGGAAAUGAAGAAGUGGGCAUAUGAAAUUCAUUCGAGCUUUCUGGUUCCUGGAGCGCCACUGAGGCUAAGCAACGUAGAUGAAAAUGUUGCAAGAGAGAUCGAUGAUGUUCUGCUGAAGGAUUCAGAGAAGGAAGAAUUUCUCAGGAGGAUAUUUUUCAAGGCCCGCGGUAAGGCGAAGGAAGAACUGAAUGAACAGCUGGCAGACUUUCAACAGAAGAGGACCGCAGGGCUUGGGACAAUCUUCGGACCCCCUGAGGCUCAGCUGGAUGAAAGCAUACAUGACAAGAACAAGGAAAUGAAAAUUGUGGAAAAUAUUCUCAUUCCUAAAAUGGAAGGUUACCUGGAAGAUAUAGAGAGAGACAUUGUAGAUGCCCGCCGCUUUACGACAGCAGCUGCUCUGGGCACAGUAAUGGGUAAAGUGUUUGGUCUGCGCAGUCCACAUUCCAAUUCCUUGCUUGACCGGUGCCCCACAUUUGUUUCCAAAGAUAAAUCCCUCAAGGCCAAACUUAUCGGAAAAACGAGAAAGGUGACUGUACGUGGCCAUCACUUCGUUGCACAUCAGUAUUAUACAGUCACGUAUUGUAACCACUGUCAGCUGAUAAUCUGGGGCAUCGGUCCGCAGGGAUACCAGUGCUCAGAUUGUGCUUUAAAUAUCCAUCGUCACUGUGUGAGGGUCGUGGAAGAGAACUGCCCAGGUCCUCUGACAAAGAAGGAGAAGGGCAAUGAUCGGAUAAGUAAAUUGAUGGAGAAGAUCCGGCCUGAGCGAGAAGCAAGGAGGAAGCCAAGUUCUCAUAACUUCACUCAGAAUGGAGGGUUUCAAGUUUUGCCAUCCAUGCCAUCAAUAGGACCCAUGAUAGUUGACCGGGCCAAGAAACAGUCAGAAGACGAGUGUGGGGGUCUUACAGACAACGAGAGUGGUUCAGGUGACCGCCCCGCUCCUGGUGGCCGCGUGGGGGUUGAGAGGAGGCCGGACCCUGUUCGCGAGAGCGAGGAGCGUCCUCUGCACGACGGGGGGCCCCACAACGAGGAGGAUGACGACUACCACCAAGAGAUCACCCAUCCUGUAAGCAAGAAGCCUUCAGCUGCUUCGAUCAAUCGCUCGGAAAGCUACAAGGAGCGAGUGCAUCAAAAGCGUCAGUUGAGGGAGCGACGUAAAACUAGCGAUCCGAAUUUGUCGAAAACAAAUGAUGUGGAUUUGGAUACCCAAGGUCUUUCAUACAAUACAAACUCAGGAAGUUCAUCAAAUUCCAGUCUAUCAACAAGGAGCCUGGAUAGCCCCAGCAACUCCUUGGAGAUUGUGACAGCAGCACGGGCGCAAGAAGGUGUCACUGUAACGCCGACUCCCACUAACAGUGCUGCUGAAUGGGACAGUGACCUAGAAGCAGAACCAGAUCCUGUAGAUUGGUCAAAAGGGGUAGAUGAAGAAGUUCUUAAGCAGUUGUCUGCGAGAGAACUAAAGAGACAGGAAGUCAUCAAUGAGCUGUUCCACACAGAACGUUCACAUGUUCGUAACCUGAAAGUGCUAGACCGAGUUUUCUACCGGCCGAUGCUGGACACCCAGAUUCUUCCUCCUGACCACAUUCAGCUCCUGUUUUCAAAUCUGGAUGAGAUGCUGGACAUCCAUAGCCAGUUCAACAGUGUGAUGAAAACCAAACGGCGUGACAGCCCCUUGGUGGGAGAUAUAGCUGAUAUGCUUCUUUCUAUGUUUGAUGGUCCUGCGGGUGAAAACUUCCAGCGAGCAGCAGCAACAUUUUGUGCGCGACAACAAAUAGCUCUGGAAUUACUCAGGGAACGGCGGCGGAAGGAUGCAAAGCUGAACGGUUUCCUGACGGACGCUGAGGGCAAUUCCUUGUGCCGGAGGCUGCAGCUGAAAGACAUAAUACCAACUGCCAUGCAGAGACUUACCAAAUACCCUCUGUUGUUUGAGAACCUAGCAAAAUAUACAGAGGAGGACACAGAGGAGCUAGUAAGCGUGUUGCGUGCUGUGGAGCGCAGCAGAGAAAUCCUUAACCAUGUCAAUCAGGCUGUUAGAGAGGCUGAAGAUAUUCAGAGGCUGACAGAAAUCCAGAGGAGAUUGGACAAGUCUGGCUUUGAGAAAGUGGAACAUCCAAUGGCUGGCGAGUUUAAACACCUUGACCUCACGAAACAUCAGUUAAUUUAUGAGGGUUCGUUAAACUGGCGAAUCGGUAAUCGCCAGAAGCUGAUAGACCUGCACGUGUUGCUGUUGGAUGAUGUGAUCAUACUGCUUCAGAAGCAGGAUGAGAAGUAUGUCCUCAAGUUCUACAAUGUCAACACUGUGGGUGGCGGUGGUGACAGGAGUCCAACACUGAGUCCAAUCAUCAAAGUGUCGACAGUUCUCGUGAGGCAUAAUGCUGUAGAUGAAAAGGCACUUUACCUGGUGAACACUUCACAUAAUGGAGCACAGAUCUAUGAUUUGGUGGCAACGUCUUCAUCGGAAAGGAAAACGUGGUUCCGGCACAUUUCAGAAGCCGCUGAAGCGUACAAGACCCGGGAUGGAAAGAAUCGGCGUACAGAACCAUCUGGACCUUCGGUGUCCACUCCAGAGAGUGAAGCAUCUGAAAAUGCACAAGACAAAACCAAAGACUCUGAUGAGACUGCCAGUGAAGCUGUGAAGGAACAAGGUGACUUGUCUGUACCGCCGGGGGGAUGUAGUACCACAUCACAAGAUGUUGAUUCAAGCCCUGUGUCUACAUCAGCCAAUGAAAAUUCACCACUACCAUCAAACGAAUCAACAUCAUCACCUCAGGCUUCCCCUUCCUCGGUACCUGCGGACGGAGGCGAGACUCAUGCGAGGAAAAUGGGUGACGGCCUGUUGUCCCCCUCUCCUGGGGCCCAGCGCCGCAGAGUGGAACCCCUGCGCCUUACAACAGAAGAGAGUCCCCUCAUCCAGCCCUCGGAGGUGGUGGUUUCUCAGCGGCCCGUGCUCACUGCAGAGCCUGUCCUCACACCAAUAGAGCAACUUCGUCGCAAAGACGAAGCCAUCCGACUGGCCCUGGCUGACAAGCAGCAGCUAGUUGCUGACAUUCUGCAUGUUCCAAGGGAAGAGUUUGAAAAUAUCGCGGAGUUAGCGGGAGAGCCCUCAGUAGACAAAGAAGCAACAGAACUAGUGUUGGCAGCCAUCAACCAAGCGAACCAGCUGACAUCAGUUUUGAAUGACACACUGAGGGUCACUGAGGAAGAUGCAGUAAGCGCCACCUCAGAGGUAGUUCCAGGUAGUUCAGCCCGUGCGGGACAGAAGAUAGAACGACUGCCAGGUGUACCCAGCCACAAACUGCAGAGCAUUUCAACUGCUCUUAAUACGCAGCUUACACAGCUACUGAAAAUAAUAAAGGACCGUGAUGAGGAGCGAGAACGAUUACGUCGGGAGCUGCAGAGAUCACGUGAACAGCUUCAUGUGAUGCACGAAAGUCACCGUCGCAACCAACUGAACGCUUCACCCAGCCCUUCACAUUCACGUCCAAACAGUCUUAUCUCUCAAGAAGGACUGUGUGAACCUCAUCAUGAUAGUGAAGAUGAAUCAGGUUUGCACAGGUCAGCUGAAACAGGCCACGAGAUUGUAGAUGUGUCUGAUGUGGGCACAGACAAGCACUUGAUGUCCGAACAGCAUGACGACACAGGACCAGACGUGUUUGUUGAUGCUUUGUCUGGCGAAGCAGAGGGCCACCUGGAGGCUGAAUCUGAGUUAUUAACCAAAACAGCUGAGGAAUUGGAAGCAGUCACCAGUGAUUCAUUGGCAGGGGAAACUAAGAUUGAUGAUGAUUGAAGAGGUCAUAUUAUGUUACGAACUUGGAAAUAGGCAUGUUCUGUUGCUUACACAUUGUCAAGUACUAGUCGAAAAUCAUGCAGCAUGUAGUAAAAGUAUAGAAAAUGUUUGAUAUUUCAGAAAUUUCAGCUGUCAAAUUCAUAUGUGAUACUCCAGUGAAACAAAAUUCCAUGUUUAGAAGAAUUCUACUUCAAGGAUCAAACAUUAAAUGAAGAAUUUCAUCCAGUCAUCCUAAGAUAGUGUGAACAAAUUGCAUUGAUUGGCUGUAAAAAGGAAAUUACAAGAACAGUGUGUUCACUUCCAAGUAGAGAUAGAUUUUUAAAGUUACUUAUUUUGUCAUAGGAGAAAUAAAAUUAUGAAAUUAAGCUGCUGUACCAAUUUAGAAGUGGAAAUCACUUUUUUUUGUCUAUGUUGUAAUAUGUUUCUGUUAAGCUUUUCUUGUUACUUCCUCCAGUGGCAUUUCUGGUUAGAAAUGGUUUCGACUUUUUUGACUCUGAGGAGUAAGCUGGUGCAAGAGAAUACAUUAGGAGUGAAUCAGAACGUAGCGCUAAGAUGUAUGUAUUAUAUGGAGAAUGUUUUCCACUUGUCUCUAAUGCCUUCAAUUAGUGCCUAGUAAGACAACAGAAACACUUAUCUUUGGUGUAGUGUUGUAUGACCGAAUUUCAUGUCUGCCAUGUACGGCAUAAAGUGUGUGUUAGAGAUAUAUUUUGUUGCUAAAUUAUGCAGCGAACAAGACCCCAUAUAUUGUGCUGUGAUGGCUUCCGAAACAAAUCGAUUAUUAUCAGUCAUCGUUUAGUAUCUUAUUUUCAUUGUGCUAUGUCAUCACAUGUGCUGCAACAUGUCAUGUAAAUGUAGUCACAGUUCCAAGCAGAAUAUGCUGAACAAGUUUUUUAUUUCAAAGGCCGAUUUCGAUUAAAGAUUUUUUUAUAUUUAUUUUUACUAAGUGGUGAAUUUGAGGUACACACAAAUAGUGUUCAGGUAACCAUAGUAUUCACGUUUAAAACAUGAAACAUAUUCCUGACCAGUGGUCGAUUUUUUUAAUCUGGUAGCCAGACCACAUUUUGGUCACCUGGGAACAGUGAUUCAUUGCUGAGGUCUCGCCUUCAAUCAAUACACAGAAUGAAUUCUCUCUCUGUAACCUUCUGCAGUUUAAGUGUAAGGUAGUGGCAAAAAAUUAAAUUGAAAAGGUUAAUUUGUAUGAUCUACUGUACUUCUGAUUUUAACAUCUGUUGAUUCUGUUUGCCAUUUCCUUCAUUCCCCAAGUAGGCAAGUGAGGUCAGCAGAACUCCAUAAGGCAACAGUUGAAUAUCAACUGGGAAAUUAAUUGCAAGUCAGACUUCUGCAUUUGCCACUGGCCUCCAGGUGACCAUAUGUUCCUAACAUGUUUGUCAUUAGAAUCAGCCCAGUUGAACAUGAGGAUAUGGUAGAAUGUGAAAUAAAUAAGAAAACAGUGUAAUAUCCGUCUGUGCCAUCGGCCUAGUAAAAUGUAAUUGUUUUUUUGAAUAUGGUAAUUAUUUUCUCAAAGACUUAGGUAAACAUAUAUAUGUCUGUUAUGCCUUCCACUGGUUUCCCAUUCUACAAAGCUUGGUAUGUAAUUUAUUAUUGUAUGUCAUGUUAAUUGUUCAUAUAAACCAGAUCGUGGAAUGGUGUAAAAAGUAUGAUAGCAUGGGUUCUUUUUGACUUGAAUUUUCAGUUUGUUCAUAGAAUGGAGUAACAGAUAAUAUUUCCAGUCAUCAGGUAGAACGGAUGCCUUUGCCAGUAAUACAGCAAUCUGUAAAAAAUAAAUGACAGAAUUAUGAUAAAUAUGCUACAUGAAAUAAUUAAAAAUGUCAUUGGAAAUGAGUUUUAAUUGCUCGUAGAAAUGUCCAGGUAUAUUGAUUCAUAUAUGAUUUUCCACUGUCCUCCGUCUUUGGAGCAUGUAUGAAAUGCUGUACUGUCCAUAAUAUUAUGUAACAUAGUGGAACUGUAAACUUGGUUUGGGCAGCUGGACUUGUGGCCUGCUUGUUCAAGCACCUCCUACUGUUACCAUGGCAACAAAUAAUGAUUAUGUUAGUAACACAUGUAACAUCUUAAUGCUGAUUAGACAAAUGCCUCACAAGGCCAAACAAAACUCAUAAUCAACCAAAAUAUAAAUACAGGAAAGAAUAAAUGCAUUUUUAAUUGUACCAUACAUUCUAGGAAUAAAAUGUAUAUAGAACUGAAGUAAGUAAAUAAAUAAAUAUAAUUGAUAUGGAAUA
Molecule: messenger RNA, 8044 nt
Organism: Cryptotermes secundus
Lineage: Eukaryota; Metazoa; Arthropoda; Insecta; Blattodea; Kalotermitidae
Gene: RhoGEF2
Product: rho guanine nucleotide exchange factor 12
Exons: 37
Coding region: 456-5807 (1783 amino acids)
Biological process (GO): G protein-coupled receptor signaling pathway
Cellular component (GO): cytoplasm
Molecular function (GO): guanyl-nucleotide exchange factor activity; G protein-coupled receptor binding
Source: RefSeq, a predicted model, not a curated record